AUGGGUCAUGAUCAGAGUAAACAAGCUCAUGAAGCUAUCUAUGGAGACCAACCUCCACAUGAGUCAUCGUGGACACAUGAACUUAUAGGCGGUGCAGCCGGUUUUGCUGCUAUGAAAGCUUAUGAAGAUCAUGUUCGUAGUACUGGUCAACAAGUAUCACAUCCAUUGAUGAAGGAAAUGCUUGCUGGUUUUGCGGCAGCCGAAGUUGAUAAACUUUUUGAAACCAAAGGACUUGAUUUUCUUGAUCGAGAAGAAGCAAAACGUCAAGCUGUUCAACAAGCACAUGCAAUUGCUGAGGAGAAAUAUGGACCAGGUGGUACAUUUAAUGGUUAA
Adineta steineri is the source of this 333-nucleotide messenger RNA. NCBI's taxonomy places the organism in Eukaryota, Metazoa, Rotifera, Eurotatoria, Adinetida, Adinetidae. The record is from the annotation of a GenBank genome assembly.